GUGUGUGAGAUUGGGAUUGAGUGAGAGACACAGAGAGAGAGAGAGAGAGAGAGAGAGAGAGAGAGACUCACACACACGGAGAGAGAGAGAGAGACAGACAGACAGACACACACACGGAGAGAGACAGAGAGAGAGUGUGUGUGUGUGCGCGCGCGCUAGGUGUGCGAGUGAUGCUGAUGUUUAGCUCCAGCAUGCAGCCGUAAUUCAUCAGCGCGGGGAUUAUUCAUCUACUGAGGAAAGAGAGUGUGUGUGUGUGUGAGAGAGAGAGAGAGAGAGAGUGUGUGUGUGUGUGUGUGUGAGAGAGAGAGAGUGCUCUGGGUUCUAGUUGUGUUCCGGAGGUUCUGUGGUGAUUAAAUCUUCAGAAAUCAGAGUCAUGAAAGCUCCGGGAUGCGCUCUGUUCCUGCUGCUGCUCCAGUGCGUUUCCUCUCUGCCCGUGUCUCACACUCGCCUGGAGCACGAGGACGUCGAGGUGAUUAAGUGUGUAGUGGAGGUUCUGGCUGACGCGCUGAGCAAACCUCACUCCGUCCCCGUGUCUCAGCGGUGUCUGGAGACCCUCAGGACCGAUGACAGACUCGUGACCGUGCUGCGUCACCAGAACUUCCUUCAGGAGCUGCAGGACAUCGCUGGAGAAGGAGCCAAUGAGAGAUCUGAGAAGGGAAUAGAGGAACGACCUGACCACGCCCAAGACCUCCAGGACCCUGCAGAUCAGUCCAUGCUGUUGGCCGUCCUGACACCGGGAGAGACGGUGAAGGAGAGAGGAGCAGAGGAGGAGAAGGAACAGGAGUCUCAGGUGAAUGGUAUCAUCACCAGCCACGAGGAGAUGAACGAGGGAGACGAGAAGGGAGAAGAAGCGGUGAGGAAGAAAACCGAAAGCAGUGAGGAAGACGAAGAAGCAGAUGAGGCAGGAGCAGCCGGAGCUCCAGAACACAAACGUGUGGAGGAGGAGAGUCAGGAGGCGGAGCAGGAGGCGGAGCAGGAGGAGGAGCAGGAGGAGUCUGUGGAGAAGAGUAAGGGAGGUGUGGGAAAGCAGAAACACUUGAGUCGGAGCAGAGAGCCGGUCCGUCGCAGGGCUUACGGCCAGCAGGAGGCGCCGCACCACUCCAAGGAGGCGUGGAAGAGCCCUGAGGAGGAGGAGCUUCGGAUGAUGGCAGGAAGAGACCCUGAGGAGGGCAGUGCAACCAAGAAGACUGAGGACGCCGAGAUGGAGAGUUUGGCUGUGAUGGAGAACGAGUUGGAGAGCAUGGCUCAGAAACUGCACAAGCUGCGACAUGGCUGAAACACGCCAGCGGUCCUCCUCACCUUCACCUCGAGAGGAACCCGACGCUCUGCUUCUGUCUGAAACACACAUCCGCUCCACAGCGUAAACACACACUCGGGACAUGAUCUGCUCCUGCUUCAGCUUCACCUCUGUCUCGCUCGCUUACUGCAGAACACGGCUCAUUCAAACAUCACGAGAAUAAAGCUGUGAUGAUAAUAAUAAUAAUAAUAAUAAUAAUAAUAAUAAUAAUAAUAAUAAUAAUAAUGAGUGAAGAGAAGGAGGAGUACAUUUAUACACAGCUGCAUGUGUUCUUUCAAGAAUGCAAUAAUGUUUUUAAUUAAAUAGGAUUGAACUGUAAUUACAGGUGGGGUUUAUUUUAGAAAAAUAAAUAUUGAGAGCGUUCUCAGGCAA
Molecule: messenger RNA, 1669 nt
Organism: Ictalurus punctatus (channel catfish)
Lineage: Eukaryota; Metazoa; Chordata; Actinopteri; Siluriformes; Ictaluridae
Gene: chga
Product: chromogranin A
Exons: 8
Coding region: 374-1276 (300 amino acids)
Biological process (GO): negative regulation of insulin secretion; defense response to bacterium; negative regulation of catecholamine secretion
Cellular component (GO): chromaffin granule
Source: RefSeq, a predicted model, not a curated record